Mangifera indica (mango) is the source of this 1942-nucleotide messenger RNA. RefSeq lists its product as uncharacterized. The coding region runs from base 139 to 1728 and encodes 529 amino acids. Lineage: Eukaryota; Viridiplantae; Streptophyta; Magnoliopsida; Sapindales; Anacardiaceae. The record is from RefSeq and is a predicted model, not a curated record. The transcript is spliced from 6 exons.
GUAAAUGAUGAAGGUCACACUUAAACUGUAACUGAGAUGUCUGAUUUGUAGGAAGCUCAGUUUAAAAUAAAAGCCUUUCUCUUUCUCUGUAUUUCUUUUAUCUUUUUGGUUUGUUUUCGUGGAGAAAGAUCUAUUCUAAUGGAUUAUGAAAGGAUACACAAAGUUCAGGGUGGCAUAUCUCCAAGUAAGCUGAGGAUGAAGCUGAUGGGGCCUCAUCACAAUAGAAAGAAGGAUGGAUCGAACAAUAACUCUGCAAGAACAUCUCCUUCCAAGCUUGAGGAUUCUGAGUUUGUCAGAAACAGCUUAUUAGCCACUAAGAAUGGAGAUUUUAACGAUGAAGCAGUUGCAGCUCCAAGUUUAGAAGUUGCCAGUGAGGUCGGUUUGGAACGCAACCAAGGUGAUCUAGCUUCUUUCCAGCCAAGGGAAAACAGUGAUGUUGGUGCAGUCAAAAAGCCGCAAUUCACAAAGGGUGAUAGUGGUAAUUCGAGUGCAAUUCACCCAAUGAGAAUGCUUGAAGAUGAUAAUCUAGAUUAUGACAGUAAUGCUAGUUCAUCUAGCUUUGAGUUUCAUAAAGGGGAGAGGUCAGGACACAAUGCCGUGGCAAGAUCCUUCUCAAGACCUAUGCCAUCUAAGUGGAACGAUGCUGAGAAAUGGAUAAUGAAUAGACAAAAUGCACAAGCUAACUAUUCUAAGAAGAAUACUUUCCACAACCAAGCUUAUAGGUUGCCAGUGACAAACAUCAUGCGAGUUGCUCCAGAAUAUGCAACUUAUGAUCAUAAGCCAUCAAUUACCAGGCCAGCAGACACAGAGUUUGUAGACUUUUGCCAACCUUCAUCACAAAUGGCUUUUGAGAAGUUUGCUUUUGUUCCCUCUGGGACUCAUCAGGGAUUCAGGGGUAAUGCAUUGACUGAUGCAUAUCCUCAAAGUAAGGAUUUGACUGAGGUUGGGCAGGGUGAGCUAUCUUGUGCAAAAGGUUCAGCCGAGGAUGCAUCCGUUGUUCCAGCCAUAAGAUCAGUAUGUAUGAGAGAUACGGGAACAGAAAUGACUCCCAUGACAAGUCAAGAGCCUUCGAGGACUGCAACCCCUAUAGGGGCAACAACACCACUCCGUAGCCCAAAUUCUUCAAUUCCAUCUACGCCUAGGGUAGGGGCACCAGAAUCCACACCUGUGGAUCACAACACAGAUGAUGAAUCAGAACACCCCCUGGAAAAUGGUAAAAGGGAACUGUCUGAGCAAGAAAUUAAGGAAAAGACGCGAAGAGAGAUUGUUGCUCUUGGUGUCCAGCUUGGAAAGAUGAAUAUUGCUGCUUGGGCUAGUCAAGAUGAGCAAGAAAAGAAUACUUCUUCUGUAGAAACAGCUGAUAUAGAGGAGCCUGAGCAGAUCGAAUUUGAAAAACGUGCUGCUGCAUGGGAAGAAGUUGAAAAAUCAAAGCAUGCAGCAAGAUUUAAACGUGAAGAAAUCAAAAUUCAAGCAUGGGAAAGCCGGCAGAAAGCAAAACUAGAAGCAGAGAUGCGAAGAAUAGAGGCUGAAGUUGAACAAAUGCGAGCUCAAGCUCAAGCAAAGAUGGUGAAAAAGAUAUCAAUGGCACGCCAAAGAGGAGAAGAAAAAAGGGCAGCGGCUGAAGCAAGAAAAAAUGUAGAUGCAGAAAAAGCAGCAGCACAAGCAGAAUAUAUUAGACAAACGGGACGGUUGCCGUCAACCCAUUUCACAUGUUGUGGUUGGUUGUGAUAACUAGAAACAAUGAAUAAAAGAAAACUGCUCUUACAUUCAUGGAGUUUAUGAUCCAAGUAAUGUUAAUGUAUUCACAGAAUGUCCUGAGUUUGCAUUGUUGAUCUUUGAGAAAGAUACAUUAUAGGGGUCAUGCUUAAGAUAAAAUCUUAAUCUUCUUGAUCUUUUAAUUUAGUGAAAAGAACCACAGAUGAUAACAUCCUAAUUUGCUUUU